GCUCUCCCAUUUCCGCACCGCUUACGACCGCCAACGAUUCCCGCGUCUCCAAUCCGCGCGCACACCUCCUGAGGCCGACGACAUCUCGAAUCGAUCGCCGAGUCACCCUCCCAGCCGUAACGAUGCCUAUGUGUGGUGGUCAAAAGUCGGUGCAGCGCAAGCUGGUACUCCUCGGCGACGGCGCAUGCGGCAAGACAUCACUACUCAAUGUCUUCACAAGAGGAUAUUUUCCAACAGUAUAUGAACCCACAGUGUUCGAAAAUUAUGUUCAUGACAUCUACAUCGACAACACUCACGUCGAAUUAAGCUUAUGGGACACCGCCGGGCAAGAGGAAUUCGACAGGCUACGAUCUCUCAGCUACGAUGACACGCACGCCAUUAUGCUCUGCUUCUCCGUUGACUCCCCCGACUCGCUCGAAAACGUCGAGACUAAAUGGGUCGGCGAGAUUGCCGAGAACUGCCCCAACGUUAAGCUCGUCCUGGUCGCAUUGAAAUGCGAUCUGAGGAAGCGCGAAGAGGAUGAUGCCGAGGGCGCUGAGCCAGAGAAGCCAUGCAUCGACUACGAGGAGGGACUCCGAGUUGCAGAGAAGAUCAAGGCCCUGCGAUAUCUCGAAUGCUCGGCCAUGAAGAACCGCGGCGUCAACGAGGCCUUCACAGAAGCUGCCCGUGUUGCUCUGCAGGUCAAGACCAGCAAGGACAAGAGCGGCGGUUGUACGAUUCUAUGAUCCUGCACAGAACGCAUCCCCACCUCCCCACGACACCAUCAGCACCCCUAUACACCUGCGCCCACUUACUAUUUUCCUUCUCCCAAAAGCCGACACGACUCUCAUCUCGAUUUGUCUUCCAGCGUCGCUCCGUUCAUACCCUUCUUUAUAUCGUU
Messenger RNA from Didymella exigua CBS 183.55, 880 nucleotides. RefSeq lists its product as uncharacterized. Bases 123 to 725 code for a protein of 200 amino acids. The record is from RefSeq and is a predicted model, not a curated record. Gene Ontology annotation, biological process: small GTPase-mediated signal transduction. Gene Ontology annotation, molecular function: GTP binding; GTPase activity. The transcript has 6 exons. Lineage: Eukaryota; Fungi; Ascomycota; Dothideomycetes; Pleosporales; Didymellaceae.